AUGAGACACAUCACCGACCUACCCACCGAGGUCAUCACGGCCAUUGGCGACUUCCUCCCCUGCCGCAACUCCAUCCACUCUACCGUCCUCACCUGCAAAUUGUUCCACGAACAAUUUUCUCACCUUCUCUGGAAAGCCGUCGCAGUUUCCACUAACGACUUCAAUCCCGGCCCGGAUCCCACCAGCCUCAAGGCCCACGCCCACUUAGUACACGACCUCACCUACGAAGGACAUCUUCAAGGAGAGUACUACAACAUCUCAUUCCCGCGUCUGAUCAGCCUAAACCUCUGGACCAAUGAGAUAAAAUCGUCAUCCCAGGCACUCGACGCCGACUGGUCCAUCCUCGUUAUGCUCAACCGCACAGUCCGAGAUAUUGAGGUCUCGGUUUAUAUCUCCAUCUGCCUGGUGGACGUUUGGGACGCCAUCGUUACCUCGCUAUACUGUCCGCGACGAUUGACGAUUAGUGGGAAGCAUUUGACUGUAAUCAUGAACGACGAGGAUACGAGGGCGUUCUGGAGGGCGUGUGGACGGUUUGAGGAGAUCAAUUACAAGGGUCGGGAUCAGGCGUCUACCUCGCGGGGAUUUGUGGACUACGACUAUUCACAACUAAAACGUCUGCGUUACAAAUCAACAGAGUUUGCCUCCCAUACCCAAGGCCAGAUCGAUUGGGUUGGCAAAUGCUACAAUCUGACACAGUUCCGAUGGGAGUACAGCAAAAGACUGAUUCCCCUGCAGCGGUUUGCGGACCUUGCUCAAAUGUCGACGUGGCCUUUGCUGGAGGGUAUUUGUAUUGGCAGGACUUCUGGAACCGACGAGCAGCUGGGGGUCAUACUUGGCCAUCUGCCGCCUUUGAAGCACUGGAAGCUCAAGUCAGGAUGUUUUGGACCGUUGGCUUUUGAUCAACUCCGGGGUCGCCACUUCGACAGCAUAACAACCCUGCGCAUGCCAAAAGUCGAUACGUUUACGAGUCAUAUGGCGCUGGAAACUCUGUCGCAUUGCCCCCAGUUGGAGGUGUUUGAGGCCCGUCGCAUUUCCCUGGAGGAUAUUUGCUUGUCUCCUCGACCCUGGGCCUGUCGACGACUGAGACGCCUAGUAGCGUUUUUCACAAUGGCCAGCAACCAAGGCGACGGGGCAGAGACAUUAUUCUUUGAACAGCUUUCGAGAUUGGAGCAGCUGGAGGAUAUUGAUGUCAGUCAAGCGCCUCUUCUCGGUUCAGACUACAAGGCAAUCUUUGAGCCUGCCCCCCAAUGGAGACUGGACCAUGGACUUUCUCGACUGUCUACACUAUCGCGGCUAAGGAGGUUCAAAUGUGACCAUGGCAUGCAGGAUAUGAGGGUGGAGGAUGUGGAAUGGAUGCUGGUGCAUUGGCCGUUGCUUCGGAUGUUUUCUCGGCGCGUCUCACUCGACAAGGACGCACAGCAGGAUAUUACAGCGCUGAUUGAGGAGCGAGGUUGUAAUAGUGUGUCAUUAUUUACAUAUGAAUAA
This is a messenger RNA of Linnemannia hyalina, 1485 nucleotides long. Lineage: Eukaryota; Fungi; Mortierellomycota; Mortierellomycetes; Mortierellales; Mortierellaceae. The record is from the annotation of a GenBank genome assembly.